Corticium candelabrum is the source of this 1773-nucleotide messenger RNA. RefSeq names its product complement C1q and tumor necrosis factor-related protein 9B-like. The coding region runs from base 797 to 1606 and encodes 269 amino acids. The record is from RefSeq and is a predicted model, not a curated record. NCBI's taxonomy places the organism in Eukaryota, Metazoa, Porifera, Homoscleromorpha, Homosclerophorida, Plakinidae. Gene Ontology annotation, cellular component: extracellular matrix. The transcript has 6 exons.
GUGCACGAUCCCGGAUGCAAAUUUCUAUUCGAGGAGAUGACAAGGCGAACGAUCGUAGACGUGAAGGUGGUCGACACAGAGAAGCGUCGCCUUCCUAGCAAACAUUACAUUUACAAGAUCAGUGUGACGUGGUCAGAAGGCUCAACGUUAGUCAUUUACCGUCGCUACAGCAAAUUCUUCGAACUGCAGGGACGAUACCAAUGCUAACAUAGGAAUACGAUGUUGUGCAAGAAAGAUGCAUGAUGAUCAGAAGAGAUUAAUAAGUGAGAGAAUGUGUGCUCUACUUUUUGAUCAUUUCACACGCACAAAUUAUGAUGGUCAGAAACUGCAAGGCUUAGUCCGUAUCUUCAUUUGUUUUGAAGAUGGCAACAGUUGGCGCUUGCUCUUUCAAGUACCGAUGUCAUGAAAGCUUUAUUGAAUGAUCAACUUAACAGCACGUGGAGUUCCAUCUGAGAGACAACUAAACAAACUAAAUUUCGUAAAUGUUUAAGAUCAUUUGGUGUGUGACGAUUUGGGAGAUCAACGCAAAAGGGUGCUUUUCAGACAAUGACAUCUCAUCUGUAGCAAUUAGCAACAUGAGCUGUUGGACAGGAAGUUGGAAAGGGGGAGGUUGGUAAUGGGAAAGUAUUUGAAACCAUGUUUGGUAGAUGACCUUUGCACACAUUAGAUUAUGUGGAAAUGUUCUAUUUCAGACUAGAACGCAACUCCCCCUCGAAUGUGAGGGUGUGUGAGGAGGAGUAUAUAAGAGCAAACUCACCAGCUCACUUCAUCAGUAUCGAGGAUAUCGGUCAUCAUCAUGUUUUCAUUUUUUGUGACAGUUCUUGUGCUCAUUCAAGUCAUUGCUACUUGUGGUGGUCAAAGCGUGUCAGAUGAGAGAAAUCAGCAGACAUGUGUGUCUGCUGGUGUACCUGGAGUACCUGGAUCACCUGGAGUUAAUGGAUCACCUGGACGAGAUGGAAUGAAAGGAGAAAAGGGGAUGAAUGGAGAGAAAGGAUUAGUUGGAGAUGGUGGUGCACAAGGAAUGAAAGGAGAAGAAGGAAGGAAAGGAGAGAAAGGAAUAAAGGGAGAGAGAGGAUUAGUUGGAGAUGUCGGUGGUAAAGGUAAUGCUGGGAAGAUAGGUCCACAAGGUCCAGGAGGGAUAAAAGGAGAAACAGGAAGGAAAGGAGAGAAAGGAGAAGCUAUGACACUCAACUGGAAACAGUGUGUGUGGUAUAGAAAUGAUGAUAAGGACAGCGGUCUAAUUCAGAACUGUAAUUUUAGGAAACAUGACAGCAAUUCAGCUCUACAUGUUGCAUAUGCAGGAAAUCUCAUGGUUGGAUGCUCCAGUGGUGAUUGCUGUUCUCGAUGGUAUUUUACAUUCAACGGUAACGAGUGCAGUGGACCUAUGACUAUUGAGGGAAUUGUGUAUGGUAGACCAGCUAAUGAUGAUCCUCACCGUCCCAGACAGAUUGAGGGAUACUGUGAGAACAUUCCAGCAGGUCAAGUCACAAUUGGAUUCAACAUUGGAAACUGUAACAAAUAUACAUCAACAACGUAUAAUGGCUAUACAGGAUGGGCAUCAGUAUCUCGCAUUAUGAUUGCAGAAGUUCCUCCAUCACAAAAGUGACUGAAUUAGAGAGAAAUUAGAACUUGUGUUCAGUAUAGUUUGCAGUACGUACAGUACGAGGUAGCUGAAGUAGGAGGCUGGAUGGUGUGUGUGCAUGUCUCUCUUUGCCGUAUGAGUCUUUGUAUGAUUAAUUCAACGUGUAGCUGCGACUAACAAUCGAUAUCGUC